AUGUUCGAUCUAUCUAUCUAUCUAUCUAUCUAUCUAUCUAUCUAUCUAUCUACUAAGUUUUAUCUAUCUAUCUAUCUAUCUAUCUAUCUAUCUAUCUAUCUAUCUAUCUAUCUCAGUGUUUCUUUUCUUUCUUUCUUUCUCUCUCUCUGUGUGCUUCUCUCUCUCUUUAUCUCCCUCUCUCUCGAUAUAGAUUCUGUUCAUAUCUAUCUAUCUAUCUAUCUAUCUAUCUAUCUAUCUCUGUUCAUUUUUCUAUCUAACUCAGUUUUCAUUUCACUCUCCAUACUCAUGUUUUUAAUUUUGCUUGUUUGUUUCUCUUUCUUUUCUUUCUUUCUUUCUUUCUUUCUUUCUUUCUUUCUUUUCUUUGUUCAUUCUUUCUUAUCUAUCUAUCAUCUAUCUAUCUAUCUAUCUAUCUAUCUAUCUAUCUAUCUAUCUAUCUAUCUACUUUGUUUCUAUCUAUCUAUCUAUCUAUCUAUCUAUCUAUCUAUCUAUCUAUCUAUCUAUCUAUCAUUGAAUCAUGAAACAACUUUAACUUUAAACUUUCAACCUUCUUUCAUUCAGUUCUCCCACGUUCUUGAUAUGUUCAAAUCUAUCUAUAUGUACCAUUAA
Messenger RNA from Acanthosepion pharaonis, 606 nucleotides. The record is from the annotation of a GenBank genome assembly. Lineage: Eukaryota; Metazoa; Mollusca; Cephalopoda; Sepiida; Sepiidae.